Messenger RNA from Nasonia vitripennis (jewel wasp), 2312 nucleotides. RefSeq names its product suppressor protein SRP40-like. NCBI's taxonomy places the organism in Eukaryota, Metazoa, Arthropoda, Insecta, Hymenoptera, Pteromalidae. Bases 245 to 1390 code for a protein of 381 amino acids. The record is from RefSeq and is a predicted model, not a curated record. The transcript has 5 exons.
AAACAAUGACGAAUCAACAUCGAGAGAUUCGGCAAUCCAGCCUCGCAUCGAGCAAAACUAUACGGGCCGUGCGCGUGUCUUUUAGCGGCGAAGUGCUAACGCGUCGCUCAUCCAAUAUAAAAACUCACGGCGCACCGUUAUCGUCGAGCAGAGACUUGCGCCUUUUCCGCGGGAGUGUAACCAGAAGCGCAGAGAAGGAUCGCGCCUUGACCGACUGGAAAAAAACCCUUGGUGUCCCAGAAAAAUGAGGAAUUUCGAGCGAGUGAAGUGUGGGCUCGCGCUGUUGUGCGCGAUUUCCGCGGCUCUGGUAAGCUGCGAUGAUUUCGACCAACAGAACGACACGAAGACCGUAAGCCUUGAAGAUCCCGGCAUCGAUGCUACCGUAAAAGCUGCUCUGGAGAACGGCUCGGUUUCCGAGGUCGUCGUUAGAAAAGAUUUGCUCCUCUUUCCCGUGAAUGCGCCCAAUUUGGUCAUCGCGCACAGCCAAGAGAUUCACGCUGUGCCGCAGCAGAACAGCAGCAACGCCACGGAUGGAAAGCCUGUAGCUGCCGAAGUGGCCGAAGUCAACGAGUACAGCCUGUCGCAGUUGGUUAACAAUACCGACAAUGAUACCACAAGCCAAGGCAUCGCAAUCCCAGCCUCGUCGUUUCCCAAUGGUUCGGAAAAUGAUUCGGUACUGGAGCCCGGAAAGCUCCUGGAAAUCGUUUCGGGCUUCAAUCUCUCAAGCGGAGUGGCUACCGAAAAAGUCCCUCUCCCAAGCGAAGUGCAGGAUUUCAGCCUUCCUAAGCAUUCCAUCGUCGAGCUGCUAUCGAAAUCGCUGCCGCAAGCAGAUGAUGCAGCGCCGAUGAUCGAGUCGUCGAGCGAAGCACCGAGUUACUUCGUCGGGAAGAGAUCCGUCGAUGAUGAUGACGACGACGAUGAAGACGAUGACAGCCAGAGCAACGAUUCCGAGAGUACCGAAGACGACGACGACAGCCAAUCGGAUGACGCAGAUUUGGAGAAGAGAUCAGCAGAGUCGGACGAGAAGGAUGACAGUAGCGAUUCGAAAAGCGACGGAAGCAGUGCAACCAAUAGUGGAAGUAGCUCCAGUACCACGACAGAAAACGUAAAAAGGUCGACCGAUUCGGGAGACGAUGCGGACAGCAGUAGCACGACCGAAAAUGGCGCCAGUAGUACGACUGAAAGCGCAACCAAUACCGGUAUCGCGAAGAGGUCGAUCGACUCGGACGAGGAUGACAGCAAAUCCGACAGCUCGGAGGAAAGUACUCAGAAAACCAGCACGAGUACCAGCAGAAAGGAAACGAAACGGUCCGCUGAUGAAGACCACGACGACGACGACGACGACAGCUCGGCUUCUAAUAGCACAGAAUACUACGAUCGCGUGGAGUGAAUCAAGACGUUGAGAACUGUCGCCUGCCUUCCAGGUCAGCAAGUCGUCAGAAACAGCCGACAGCCAGGCUGAAAGUUCGAGUGUGCAGAGAAGCGGGAAAGAAAGUUUAGUUCGCGAUUCGGAGGAUGACAUGGACGUCGCCGAAGAUAUGGUCUUCAGACCUCUUUUCAGAUAUCGUCAGGAGACGCGGCUACGUCAGCGUUAUCCCUUUUACGGAAGGUCGCGCUAUUAUGGAAAUCGAUAUCGUUAUAGAGCAGAUGAUUCGGAUUACGAUUGACGAAUGCUGAAUUCGAGCUCGAUCGUGAGUUCGAUAUCUGCGUUUUAUUAUUAUUCAUUGUGAAUUUAUUAACGGCGCGUGGAACUAGAGAUAUAGAUGACUCACGAUUAUUUCUAUUGUUAGAAUCAUAAAGUUAUUUGUUUCAAUUAUCGCUAUUAUGUUGUACAGAAUUUUCAAGUAUCCGAUAACGAUAAUUUACAGUGACUUCAUAAACGAUCUGUUAUUGUUUUGACGCGAGUUGAAAUAAUAAUAUGAUGUAUAGUUUACAAAUAAUGUGUGCAACGAUUUACGAAGUCGAAAAACAGUCAUUAUUAUAUGUUAUAAUUAUUUGUAUUGCAUUGUUAAUUUGAAGAAAGUAAAAUAGAAUAAAAUAAAAUAAAAUACAAUAAAAUAUUCAAAUUUUUUCCUAUCAUUCGAUAAAUCACUUUUGAGUCCCUUCAGACUCCACUGGUUUUCAUAAGAUAUAAUUAAGCAUAGGUGUAUAGGCAAGAAGAAGGGUGACAAAUUAAAACUCUCUCUGAACUUCUGCUCUCUUAAAAAUUACAGUUAAAUUUAUUAAUCUAGUUUACACAGAUAUACUAAUUUUACAGUCUACGUUCAAAAUUGGCCACUUUUUAAAAAAUAAACAAUGAUUAUGCAUGCUUA